AUGGAUGUCCACAAUGCGUUUUUUCAUGGAGAUUUGGAAGAGGAGGUUUAUAUGAGAUUGCCACCAGGUUAUCAGAAAGAAGAUAAAAAUAAGGUAUGCAGACUUCGCAAAUCUUUGUAUGGUCUCAAGCAAGCUCCUAGAUGUUGGUUUUCCAAAUUAUCAACAGCUUUGCUUGAAUAUGGCUUUGAACAAGCACUUGGAGAUUAUUCGUUGUUCACAUAUGAGAAAAACUCUACAUGUUUACAUAUCCUUGUAUAUGUAGAUGAUUUGAUCAUUACAGGGAGUUGCGAGGCUGCUACGAAACAGUUUAAAGAGUACUUAUCAGCAAAGUUUCAUAUGAAGGAUUUGGGGUUUUUGAAAUAUUUCUUAGAAAUAGAAGUUGCAAUGAGUGCAUCAGGUUUUUAUCUCUGCCAAAGGAAGUAUGCUCUAGACAUAAUUUUGGAAACAAGAUAUCUUGGAGCUAAGCCUAUAGCUUUUCCUUUUGAGGAAAAACAUGGUUUGGCUUUUAACACUUCGACUUUGCUUGAGGAUCCAAAACCGUAUAGACGUUUGUUAGGCAGUCUUAUCUAUUUGGGAGUAGCACGACCUGAUCUGGCUUUUUCAGUCCACAUUUUGGCACAGUUUAUGCAAGAACCGAGGGAGGAUCACUGGCAAGCGGCUUUACGGGUCGUCAAAUAUUUGAAGUCUGAUCCAGGUCAGGGUAUUUUGUUAAGAGCAAACACAAACUUUGAAAUAAUGGGUUGGUGUGAUGCUGACUGGUCUCGCUGUCCGUAUACUCGACGCUCAGUCACAGGAUAUUUUAUUCAGUUUGGUGAAUCACCAGUCUCUUGGAAGACUAGAAAGCAGAAAACAGUGAGUCGGUCUUCGGCUGAAUCAGAAUAUCGAGCGAUGGCUGAUCUGGUUCAAGAGUUAAAAUGGUUAAAGCGCAUGUUAUACACGCUUGGAGUUCGCCAUACACAGCCAAUGAUUGUUCUUUGUGAUAGCAAAUCAGCAAUUCAUAUAGCGAUGAACCCAAUGUUUCAUGAGAGGACAAAGCACAUAGAAAAUGACUGUCACUUUGUCCGGGAUGAAGUGGUCACGACGAAUAUUGUUUUACAACAUGUUCAGAUGACUUAUCAAUUGGCUGACAUCUUUACAAAACCAAUUGGACGUGAUGGUUUUUGGCGGUUUCGAAACAAGCUAGGCAUACAUAACUUGUAUGCUCCAAGGGGGGAUAUUGGAGUUUAG
Camelina sativa (false flax) is the source of this 1227-nucleotide messenger RNA. The record is from RefSeq and is a predicted model, not a curated record. NCBI's taxonomy places the organism in Eukaryota, Viridiplantae, Streptophyta, Magnoliopsida, Brassicales, Brassicaceae.